AUGCAAACAGCCGAUGAGCAAAAGCUUUUCCAAACCGACGCCCAGUUAAAGAUAGCCGAUCUAAGGCUUCAAAAGUCUCUAGACGAUAAGAAACCAAGUGCGGCUAAUGGCUAUCCAAUGGUCCUUGCAAGCAAACCCCUCAAGAUACUUGUUGAGGGUGACGAUGUUUAUGUAGCUCAGAAUGGAUUCGUGGCCCAGCGGAUCGAUUUGAAGACAGGCUCGGUCAAAGGUACUUUCAAAGGUCACGCAGGACCUGUUACUUCAAUCGCGAUAUAUCAUAUGGUCACUCCUCAAGGAUUACGAAAGCUUUUGAUUACCGGUUCUUGGGAUAAGACAGUGAAGGUUUGGGAUGUAGAAACUCAAAUUCAAUUAUCGUCAUCGGCUGCUCAUCAAGAUUUCGUCAAAUCUUUGGAGAUGAUCCAAGGUCUUGGACUAUUUGCAUCUGGAUCCACCGAUCGAGACAUUCUACUUUGGGAUAUCAAGACAGCAGUUGAUACAUACGAUUGGGACCAAAUCAAAGUCGAACAUCGUACUCGGAAGAGUGCUCUCUACAAUGCUCGAUGUCAAGAUAAAGUGGCUACGGUUGAGGGAGCGCCUAUUGUUACAACCACCGACGUCUCUAACGAGUCUUCUACCGAAACUACAGACGCCGGCAAAAUUGAAACAGAAGUUUCCGAUGUAUCGUCGUCAAAGGCUCCGCCCGGCCCCUUGCACGAGCCUAUCCAACGAGUGGGAACGUUGAAGUCGCAUACACGUCCGGUCGAUGCUUUAGCUUGUCAUCCAGUCUGCAGUAUGAGUGAUGCACCUAUGGGACUUCCUCAAGAUCGCAAUACCCAACAGCCUCACCUCUUGAUCUCUGGUGACACAAUGGGAGCUCUAAAAGUUUGGUGCUUACGCCCUACUGAAGAUCGCACCCAGCCCUUCAAAAGCUCUCUAGAAUUCACUAGCUCGUUGCAUCAGACGAGUAUCAAUUCCAUCCAAAUUAUCAAAGAUGACGAUUUGCCACCUGAUGUUCGGCCCACUGCUCGACUCUGGACCGCGUCUUCUGAUCAUUCGGUAUUACUUUCUAUCCUGGAUCUUACUUUGGAUGCAUCUGUUCGAGUCAUGAGUGUACUACGGCUAGAGCAGCCAUAUUAUAUCCGAUGCGCGCUUCAACUACCUAGUCAAGUAGUUUUCAAUUCAAUGCUACCUAAUUGGUUGAUCACCGGUAGUACGGACGAAGGUAUCCGGGUCUACGAUUUAGAUCAAAUUGACGACGAAGUCGACUAUACUUCUGUCAUGUUCAAUCCUCGUCCGAAAUCCAACACCUCUGAAAAGAAACUGCAAAACGCUUGGUUUGGGUGUGUGGACGCACAUUGGCACGAAGUCACCUCACUUGGAGUUUGGUUUGAUCAGGCCAGUUUGCAAUCAUGGGUGAUCAGCGCAAGUUUGGAUGGAACUCUGCGUAAGUGGGAAAUCGGCGCCUUAAGAACACUGUUCAGCGUGCAAAAAUCGACCCCUAAGGCUUGUGUCAAGUCUACUUGCGAGGAGACCAAUAUGAAGCUGAGCGCGGAAGAGGAAGCAGAACUGGCAGAACUCAUGGAAAGCAUGGAUUGA
Messenger RNA from Melampsora larici-populina 98AG31, 1596 nucleotides. RefSeq lists its product as uncharacterized. The coding region runs from base 1 to 1596 and encodes 531 amino acids. NCBI's taxonomy places the organism in Eukaryota, Fungi, Basidiomycota, Pucciniomycetes, Pucciniales, Melampsoraceae. The record is from RefSeq and is a predicted model, not a curated record. The transcript is spliced from 5 exons. Gene Ontology annotation, molecular function: protein binding.